AUGCGUCUUCUCAGAGAAGCUCUUCAGUUCACACCCCCUGGGUACGCCCCACCUCCCUCAGCCCAAAAGGCAGUUGCAAAGCCUAAAUCUAAGAUUUCAGCCUCACGCAAGCUAUCCCUGAAGAUCCUCUUGCUGACUCGUGCAACAGAACAGCUGGAGGCAGAGAAGGCUGCUAGAGAGGAAGAGAAGGUCCGCUACCUGGCCGAGAAGCUUCCACCGCUGCAGUUCCUUGGUCUUAACAGGGAUGACCUGCAGAAAGUCUGUACUGAAAUCCAUGAAAAGAUAGAUAAGGUGGAUGAGGAGCGGUACGACUAUGAGAACAAAGUCGUCAAGAACAACAGAGAUAUCCACCAAUUGAAUCUAAAGGUUCAGGACCUUGGAGGGAAGUUCAAGAAGCCAGCUCUGAGGAAGGUGAGAGUGUCAGCAGAUGAGAUGCUGAAAGCUCUGUUUGGAUCCAAAAACAAGUCCUCCAUGGACCUCAGGGCAAACCUCAAGUCUGUAAAGAAAGAAGACAUCAAACAAGAGAAGGAGCUGACCUUGGAGGUGGGUGACUGGCGUAAGAACGUGGAGGCCAUGUCUGGUAUGGAGGGCAGGAAGAAGAUGUUUGAUGCAUGAUGUUAGGGGUUAAGAACUGAUUGGAGUUUGUAAUU
Molecule: messenger RNA, 650 nt
Organism: Pungitius pungitius (ninespine stickleback)
Lineage: Eukaryota; Metazoa; Chordata; Actinopteri; Perciformes; Gasterosteidae
Gene: tnni1c
Product: troponin I, skeletal, slow c
Exons: 7
Coding region: 1-615 (204 amino acids)
Biological process (GO): cardiac muscle contraction; skeletal muscle contraction
Cellular component (GO): troponin complex
Source: RefSeq, a predicted model, not a curated record